AAGAAAAGAAAAGGCGAGCGGCCCGACCCGAGCCAUUCGUUCCCCGAGCAGCCAGGCCACACGCACGCACGCGCACCAGGGAGAGAGAGAGAGGAGGCGGAAACCCUAGCUCCCGCGGCGCACCUACCGCGGGCGUACAGUCAGCCGGUCGGCCGAGAGAGUCUGCCGGCGGAUGGUGUCGAUGAGCACGACGCCCAAGCCGCUCGAGGCCGGGGCGGCGGCGGCCGCGGUGGGGGGAGGCGGAGGGGACGGAGGGGGUGGGGGAGGGGGGAAAGGGGGGAAGGGGAAGGAGCAGCAGCAGCAGGUGGCGGUGGCCGCGGGGCCGCCGAUGGCCGUGCCGGCGGACGCGGCGGAGGACGCCAGGAUGAAGGUCCGGAAACCCUACACCAUCACCAAGUCCCGCGAGAGCUGGACCGAGCCCGAGCACGACAAGUUCCUCGAGGCCCUGCAGCUGUUUGAUCGUGAUUGGAAAAAGAUAGAAGCAUUUGUUGGCUCAAAAACUGUGAUACAGAUAAGGAGCCAUGCACAGAAGUACUUUUUGAAGGUUCAGAAGAACGGUACAGGCGAACAUUUACCUCCGCCUCGGCCGAAGCGUAAGGCAGCCCAUCCAUAUCCGCAGAAGGCCUCUAAAACUGCAUCCCAAGCUGUUUUACCACAACAACCUGCUCCUCCUCCCCCUCCUCCGAGGGAUCAAGAUGGUGUUAAUGUGUCUAUGGAUGCAUCUAUGGUUGUACCAAGCACAAAUGCAAAUGCCGUGGUGCCUUCCUGGGACAAUGCUCUUGUUCAACCUACACAAGUUACAAGUGCCAUUGCCACAAAUAACUGCUCUAGUAGUAUAGAGAGCCAAUCUGGAACGUGGCCAACCUCUGAAGCAGUUGAACAAGAAAAUGUGCUGCCACAAAUGCGGGCUAUGCCAGAUUUUUCCCAAGUAUACAACUUCCUGGGAAGUGUAUUCGAUCCAGAUACAACUGGGCAUUUGCAGAGGUUAAAGGCAAUGGAUCCUAUUGAUGUGGAAACGGUACUACUGCUCAUGCGAAAUCUAUCGGUGAACUUGAUUAACCCAGAAUUUGAGGCCCAUAGGCAGUUGCUCUCGUCGUAUGGUUCUGGUGGAGACGAAAAUAAACCUGAAGGCAUGGAAAAUCUCGGGUCCCAGAGUAGCCAUCUCCCAUCCAUGGUAACGAGUGAGUGAGCGAGCAUCAGCCAUUCACCAUAGCAGCUUCAGUUGUUUCCAAGAGACGCUUGUGUUCUCCUUGUACUGGUCCUGUCGGCGUCUAGUCUGGCUAUUUAUGAAUGUUGGUUGGGGCAGUGACAUUUGUACAGCUUCCGAGAUGAUGCUCUAACCCUAGGCUAGUGUUGCUUAUCAAGUUGGUGUAGAUAGCCAGUUUUGUGUGCUCAAGCAAUUCUUUUCCCUAGGGUGGGGCAUAGCUCAAGAUGGUUCUUGUAUGUAUACACCGAUAAGUAUGCGCUCGUGGAUGUACAUAUGUGUUAUUGUGUAAACGUUUGAGAUACUGCGAGUAUCCUAUCAAGGCAAAUAAUAAGCUGAAUAAUAAUCCAGCUGGGUGUAUUCUCCACUA
Messenger RNA from Triticum urartu, 1574 nucleotides. Its product is annotated as protein REVEILLE 3. The record is from RefSeq and is a predicted model, not a curated record. NCBI's taxonomy places the organism in Eukaryota, Viridiplantae, Streptophyta, Magnoliopsida, Poales, Poaceae. Gene Ontology annotation, molecular function: DNA binding.